AGAGAAGGAAGUUGGAAAAUUAAAAGUUGAAGAAGUUGGGGGAGCUAAGCAGAAGAAAAAGGAUAAAAGCAAAGGAAGAGGAGUUCCUGAGAAAGAGGAAGUAGAGCAGCAUAUAACUAUAAUGCCUAAUCCUGCCGCCAGGCGCGGAAGUAUGGCAAACUUUGCUUUUCCGGAACUCCACUCCAAGGCCAAACUGAAGAACGAGCCUGAGAACUUAUUGGUGUUAACUACAACAAGAAUUUUUGAUCAGGCAUUGAGCUACAUCUUUAUACAGAGGACGGAUACAAGAGGAAGACGACAUUCAGUAGCAGUUCCUCUGAUCCCCCCCCCUGAUGGGGAAAAAUUUGAGGGCGGGUAUCAUAUAGAGAGAAAUCCUAUAACAGGAGGGGCUAGGCUGGUUCCGCCUCCACCAGAGUUGAAGGAUAUAAAACGACGGCUUCGACGUGAACCAGUUCGAUCCUUGAGCCAGGAACCUGAUCUAUCCACUAUAUCUGAGUAUCAGGGUACACCUGUAGCCCUUUCUUCUCGUCUUAAAACCUCAAGUUCCUCGAGUCGUAGUUCGCUAUCUUCUCAUGGAAGCAAUCCUGUUCCUAGUAGUAGUAGAAGUGGAAGGAGACAUAGUAUUCAGGUAACUCCGUUAACUAAAGAACUGGAGAAAUUAAAGCUGGCGGAUAAAGCAUCUAAUGGCACUAAACCAGGAAAGAAGGUUGAGAGACGAGCUAGUAGUAGAAGAAGAAGUAGUCGUCAAGGAUUUCUUCAUUUUCUGGACCUGGCUAUUGCCAACUAAUCAGUUCUAAACUCUGAUAAUUCUUCGCUAAAACAAUAUGUAACAGACUACACAGAUAGAACAAUAUGUGCAGGGAUUAAGUUUUUAUAUUCUUACACGAUAACUUUGACCACAGUUUACCAUUCUUUAGUACAGAGUUACCCACAAAGGAUGAGACUUUAAAGACGAUUGUACGAAAAUUUGUCUGUUCAAUAUAUACUCAUAACUCCAUACAACUAUAAACUUUUUUUUUAAUUUUCCAAAUCAUUAGACAAACCAUAUAAAACUUAAAUUCAAGGCGGACGACUAAUUAAAAAUUAGAGAUCGUCCAAUUUAUGGAGUUUAAUGUCAUCUUUACAGUCUCAUUCUUAGUGGUUAACCCUGUAUGUGAAGUUAAAGGAACUAAACAUUUGAUUUAAACUUGU
Messenger RNA from Eurytemora carolleeae, 1191 nucleotides. RefSeq lists its product as uncharacterized. The record is from RefSeq and is a predicted model, not a curated record. The transcript has 13 exons. NCBI's taxonomy places the organism in Eukaryota, Metazoa, Arthropoda, Copepoda, Calanoida, Temoridae. The coding region runs from base 122 to 787 and encodes 221 amino acids.